AAAAAAAAUCAUAAUAAUAAUAUAGGAGAAAAAGAGAAAUCAUUGUGAUUAUUUUAUCUUAUUGGAAUGUUGGAUAAUAUAGUCUGCUUCAUUAAUCAUCAAGAACACUGUAAAUUUUCCAUUUUCAUUGGAUUUGUACCUCAAUUAAGGUGAUAAAGUUUUAAAGUUUUGAAAGUGAAAGCCAGCACCACCCCUCUCCUGGAGUGGGUGGGAACAGCAGUCACAUGGGCGGCCUUCCAUGUGACAUCACAGGUCCUUCAUGACACGUGGCUGCCUGGCCCCGCCUCCCUUCCCUUUCAUCUUUCUCACUGACCAAUGGGCUUCAAGCAUUAAGGCCACGCCCCUAUUCUGCAUUCUAGUGUGGCCCUGGUUACGCCUCCUCUGGCUCAGUCACACAGCUACCUGGUAGGUGACUGGAGGUGUAUCGGUGUACUCAUCUGGAUCACGCCACUGUGGCCCCAACCCCACUUCCCUCCCCACCCCAUGAUGUCAGAAGAAAACAGAGAGAGAAAAUUGGCUGAGGCCAAGAAAAAGUUUAGAGGCUAUCAUCAGUGGAACAAUGCUGGUGUUGGUACCGGAGGAACCGACACCAAAAAGAAAAUAAAUAAUGGCACUAACCCUGAGACAACCACUUCUGGUGGUUGCCAUUCACCUGAGGAUGAAAAGGCGGCAAGCCACCAACAUCAGGAAGCCCUAAGGAGGGAGCUAGAGACCCAGGAUCAUACUAUACGAAUCCUUACGAGUCAGAAGACUGAACUGGAGACAGGGCUCUACUACAGCCAGGAGGCUGCCAGGAAAUGUGAAGGAGAGUCGAAGGAUCUGGCCGGUCGCCUGCAUCGUUCCUGGCACUUUGCAGCAGAGUCACAGCAGGCUCUGUCUGCUGCGUCCACACAGCACAAGAAGGCGGACAGGGUGAGUCCAACCACCUGCUCGGCCCCCUGGGAGCCCCGUUUCACAGAUGGAGGAAUGAGCCUAAAGGUCCCUUCUGCACAAUGCAGUGUCCUGCCCAGAAGGCAGCAUGGGCCAUUUAGUACUGCUUUUGGGUGUGGAUAUUCGAGGCAGGUUGGGGCUGAGUCGGCUGCUGUGGGUUAGCGGCAGGGUGCUGUGGGGAACGAGCACCGGACACAGAGCUCCGAGGCCAAGAGCCCACCCUGCCCAUACGUGGCUGUGGCCUUUGCUAAGUCCUAGGCAGGGGUUAGUGUACUUGUACCAUGAAGGUACAGAAGAGUAUCUUUAGAAUGUUACCA
Cercocebus atys (sooty mangabey) is the source of this 1247-nucleotide messenger RNA. Its product is annotated as golgin subfamily A member 6-like protein 2. Lineage: Eukaryota; Metazoa; Chordata; Mammalia; Primates; Cercopithecidae. The record is from RefSeq and is a predicted model, not a curated record. The transcript has 5 exons. The coding region runs from base 484 to 1092 and encodes 202 amino acids.